AUGGCUUGUCCUGGCGGGUACGAAUCUCACCAGCACAGCCGAUCCUGCUACAAGGCAUACGACCAUUGGGGCAACUACAACAGUGCUAGAGCAACCUGUUCUUCUGACGGCGGAACCCUCGCCAUGCCCCGCGAUGCCGUCACCAACACCUUCCUCAUCAACCUGAAAAAUGCCGUCGAUCCAAACGCUGCCUUUAUUUUCGGACUGACUGACAUCCGCCAGGAAGGACCUUGUCCCAGCGGGUACGAAUCUCACCAGCACAGCCGGUCCUGCUACAAGGCAUACGACCAGUGGAGUAACUACAACAGUGCUAGAGCAGCCUGUACAUCUGACGGCGGAACUCUCGCCAUGCCCCGCGAUGCCGUCACCAACACCUUCCUCAUCAACCUGAAAAAUGCCGUCGAUCCAAACGCUGCCUUUUUCUUCGGACUGACCGACAGCCGUCAGGAAGGACGUUGGGUGUGGGAGGAUGGUACUGUUCUGGGAAUUUUCAGGCAGUGGGCUCCGAGACAACCUGACAAUUGGGACAACGAAGACUGUGGAGAGUAUCGUUCCGAUAAUCACCAUGACGCUUCCAUCAGGAACAAGUGGAACGAUAGGUCGUGUUCCGCCACAAGGAAGUUUAUUUGUCAAGUGGGGUAA
Molecule: messenger RNA, 642 nt
Organism: Branchiostoma belcheri (Belcher's lancelet)
Lineage: Eukaryota; Metazoa; Chordata; Leptocardii; Amphioxiformes; Branchiostomatidae
Product: lectin BRA-3-like
Exons: 2
Coding region: 1-642 (213 amino acids)
Source: RefSeq, a predicted model, not a curated record